CGAAGCAUGUCCUUUCUCGGCUUCCCUAGUUGUGCCGGCUAAGCUAGCUAAUGGUGAGUUGUUAGCUACCAUCUAAAGUUGUUCAGAGGAGCCAAAUAAAGACUCAAAACAGCCACGUUUGGCUACAACCAAGCAACGUUGGAGAAUAUGGUUGUAAAUCUCUGUCUGCCACACUUUUAUUCAACAGUUCAUAGCAACAAGCUGUGUGCUGAUGGCUAUGAUGUCACAAACCUUGUGUCAGCCGACCCUGCUCUCCGGAGCCAGGGCUUCAAGCUGGAGUACUUCCUACGUCCACCUGUACAGGUGACGUUGAAGUUUGGCUUCCAGGUGGAGCUGUGCAGGGUGGAUGUGGAGCUGUGGCCCUGGGGUAUGGACAGAGGACAAUCCUGCAAGAGACUGGAGAUCAGCACCAGCUCUGAUUCGCUGCCCACCCAGCAGAAAGAGAUGCCGGUAAAGGACCAGAAACAGAGCAGAGAAAAACAACAAGAGCAUGGCAGUAAAUCUCGGCAGAGUAAUGUCCACCAGUGGAGACUUCAGGCCCAACAGUGGGGUGGAGAAGCUCCAGACAAGCCUCAACAAAGAGGCCAUGCGUUCAAGUUAAACACUGAAUCCAGUGAUUCUGAACCAGAAUUUAAACUGGUAGGUCGUUGCGAACUCAGGGAGGAAACCCGAGUCUGUUUUACACGUACAAAUUUCAGUCCCAGGCCCCCGUUCCUCUCCAAACUACCUCCACAGCCUGCAAACUGUCGGCAAGAGGACCUGUGGAGUCGGGGUCUGCUUUCAUUAGGCGCUGUGACACAACUUCGCGUGACUGUGCCAUUUGGCGGGGCAGCAUCUGCUAUGGGGCUCAAGGUUUUGGCCGUGUGGGGACAACCUGCUCGCUGCUGCCCUGCAGAAGAAGUGGAGAGGAUUAAAAAAGUCCACGAGGCCAGCGAAAGACGGCUUCUAAGACCUACGUUUUUUGCCCCUUCUGUCAGCCAGACAAAACAACCAAUCCAAGCACCUACACCUCCAAGCAAUCUUUCCAUCCCAGAAGAGUUCCAUGAUCCGAUAACCCAGGAGGUAAUGAUGCUGCCCAUGCUUCUGCCCAGUGGUGUGUCAGUGGACAACACCACACUGGAGGAGCACCAGAAGAGGGAAGCCACUUGGGGUCGACCCCCAAACGACCCCUUCACUGGGGUCCCGUUUACUUCCACCUCCCAGCCUCUGCCUAACCCCCAACUGAAAAGCCGCAUUGACCACUUCAUCCUGCAGAAAGGGAUGAUAAGGAGGGACGGGAUGUUGGGGAGACAGGGGGAGGGAGAGAAUCCACAGGCCUCAAGACUUAUAGCCUCCAAGGUAGAUGGACAGUCCCAGUACUCUCCAAGUGACAGCUCAACAAACAACACUGCUAUUAAAUAUAAUGCUGCCACCAGAAACACAAGCAGGACUACACAAAUGGAAGACUCUGUACUAGGACAUCCGUCGGAUAAUGGGAAUCACACAGUUACCUCCCAGCCUCUUACUACAGAGAGCAAAUCAGAGAGAAGAAGGAAACGAGAUCAAAGUGGAAUUUCCAAAGAAUCCACAGAAGGGUUGACAGCUGAGAAACAACUACUACCUCAAACAAAAAGACCAAGAAAUGAUGCAGUUGCAGACCCUGGCUGCAGCUCUCAUGAGCAGCGUAUGUCUGCCAGCCUGGAUGAGGCCCUCUUCUCCGCCCUGCAGGGCCGCCCCUCCUUCACCUCAAACUUGACUCAGCAGAGACGGGUUACUCCUGAGUCUGAACCACUGAGCACCUCACAGCAGUGUCAGACUGCAGGCACUCCAAACAUCCCACCAGGUGAAAAGACGUGCUCCGCAUGUUCCUGUUCGUUCUCAGUUUACUCCAAAUCUGCAUCCUCCAUCUACCGUCUAUCCUGCUGCCACUUGCUCUGCCAUUCCUGCCUGCGGAGGGAAUCCCAACCAGCAAGCUCUGUCACCCCAUCAACAUCCAAUCACGUCUUGUGUCCGGCCUGCCAAAGCACUACCCCGCGCCGUGACGUCAUACGCGUACAUCACUGACUGAUGCAAAUUAACGCCUUCGAAAGCCUGUGAAGAAAUGAGGAGGACUGUUCUGAAGGUGAAGAUGGGAUUAUACAAGUAGAAAAAAAACAUUUAUAGCUGAAAGUUUCGGAUCCUGGAUAUAUUUUAUUUGUAUAUUGUUUAUUCCGUUUGACGCCACCUUCAUCCUCCUCUUUAAUAUACGGCAUAUCUUAACAGAUGUGUGAGACUGUAAGUUUCAAUGUCAAAUUUCAAUGACACUAUUCAUCCCUCAUUUUCUCAUCUUUUGUAUUAUUUUGUAAGAUUUCUAUAUUUCUUAUUCAAGUGCGUUAUGAGUUCUUCAAAUCUAGCAGUGAAUUAUAUUUCUUACCAUUUUUUGGGCCAGUGACAUCACAAAAUCAACUCUGUAUUUAAUGUCCACAGCGGCAGAAAGAACAUCACUGAAAGCAAAGACCUUUACAAAAAUUGUGCACAAAAUAAUGUUUAGAAGACGACUAUUCUCAUCGCGUCCCCCUCCCCCACCCGCUCCCCUCGUUGUAGCCUUGGUUCUGCAGCCUUUGUCCAAAGCCUGGCUGUGUAGAUGUGUUGAAGAUUCACAAAGAAAAAGUUAUUGGAGAAACAAGUACUGGGAGCAAGAGGCCAGAAGAAUAAAAGUGGAUUUCACAUCAACCCAAGGCUGUGUGGUCAUUGUGAAGAAACACACCGGGUCAUGCUCAGCCUUCCUCUUUCUUUGACUCCAUUCACCUCUUUACAUUCCCUACAUGUGUGUAUAUGUGUUGUUGUCUUCAGAGAGUAAAUAUAAACGAUAAGGACUUCUUGGCUUGAUUAUGUUAAACUGCAUUUCUUUAAAGUUGGUAUAAUUCAUUCAAGUUUCCACUGACUGCCUCGUUCUCUUUUAGUUUAUGUAUCUAGCUUUGUGUCCUGUUUUUCCUUUUGAGGUGCAGUGUUAUGAAAUAU
Cottoperca gobio is the source of this 2979-nucleotide messenger RNA. It is a transcript of the gene ubox5, whose product is annotated as U-box domain containing 5. The record is from RefSeq and is a predicted model, not a curated record. NCBI's taxonomy places the organism in Eukaryota, Metazoa, Chordata, Actinopteri, Perciformes, Bovichtidae. Gene Ontology annotation, biological process: protein polyubiquitination. Gene Ontology annotation, cellular component: nucleus. Gene Ontology annotation, molecular function: ubiquitin-ubiquitin ligase activity; ubiquitin protein ligase binding.